Messenger RNA from Postia placenta MAD-698-R-SB12, 2454 nucleotides. RefSeq lists its product as hypothetical. The coding region runs from base 114 to 2357 and encodes 747 amino acids. Gene Ontology annotation, molecular function: RNA binding; translation initiation factor activity; translation initiation factor binding. Gene Ontology annotation, biological process: translational initiation. Gene Ontology annotation, cellular component: eukaryotic translation initiation factor 3 complex. The record is from RefSeq and is a predicted model, not a curated record. NCBI's taxonomy places the organism in Eukaryota, Fungi, Basidiomycota, Agaricomycetes, Polyporales, Adustoporiaceae. The transcript is spliced from 9 exons.
UGCAAUCGUCCUCGGCUACUGCAUCCUCUCUUCUCGAGACUCUUCUUCUCCUCUCAUCUCUCAGGCAGUUUUUAGAUUUUUAACCUGUCGUACCAGUGAGGAAGACAAAAAUCAUGGCUCCGAACGGUGUGAACGGUGUGAACGGCGUUCACGAUGACGAUGAAGAAAUUGACUACUCUGACAUUGAAGCAAAAUACCAAGUCCAGUAUGAAGAGGGUUUCGACAACAUUUUGGUCGUGGAUGGUGUGCCCGUGAUCGACAAGUCGAAGCUCAGCAGGUUGCUCGACAAGAUCGCGAAGGAGUUCUCGCGCAAGGGUGCCUCCAUUAAGUCCGACGACAUCUCGGUCCCAUGGGAUGACUCGACGGGAAAAAGCAAGGGAUUUGUCUUCGUUGAAUUCAAAAAUUCCAAUGAUGCAAUGUUCGCGCUGAACGCGAUGCAUGGGCAUCCAUUCGAUGCCAGGCAUACGUUCUUGGUCAACCGCUUCACAGACAUCGAGCGCUAUGCUAAUUUGGACGAGACGUAUGCGGAGCCCGAGCCUGAGGAGUACAAGCCUAAGGAGCACCUGCGCGCUUGGCUUGGCGACUCCCAAGGCAGGGAUCAGUACGCAACCUACCGAGGGGACGAGGUGGAGAUCCACUGGCAAGGGAAGCCGUCACAAUGCGAAGUCGCAUUUACCAGACCCAAUUGGACCGACCUUUAUGUAUCUUGGUCGCCACUUGGCACAUACCUUGCCACCCUCCACCGACAAGGUGUGCAAUUAUGGGGUGGUACGUCGUGGGCGAAGCAGCAGCGCUUUGCGCACCCUAUGGUCAAGCUCAUCGACUUCUCACCGAACGAGACCUACAUCGUCACCUGGUCGCAUGACCCCAUUGUUGUGCCGGAGGGUGCACAGCAGGGACCGCAGUUCUUUUCGCCUGAGGACGAGGGCAACAAUAUCGCUGUCUGGGAUACCAUGACUGGUAACCUCCUUCGUACUUUCCCUGCCAUCUACCCCGAGGGUGAGGACACGAAAAAGCAGAUGCAAUGGCCCGCUUUGAAGUGGAGCGCGGACGACAAGUUUGUUGGUCGUGUGACACCAGGACAGCAGAUCAGUGUGUAUGAGCUGCCGAGCAUGGGUCUGCAAGGCAAAAAAAGUAUCAAGAUUGACGGUGUUGUCGACUUUGAGUGGUGUCCUCUCGGCGACAAGGACCGCGAGGACGCUGAGGCUGAGGCGAAGGCGAAUGGCGCGAAGAGCACUAAGAAGCCCAAGGAGAACAUGCUGGCGUACUGGACACCUGAAGUGGCCAACCAGCCCGCCCGUGUGACACUCAUGAACUUCCCCGGCCGAGCUAUCUUGCGGCAGAAAAACCUGUUUAAUGUUACAGAGUGUAAGCUCUUCUGGCAAAACCAGGGUGACUUCCUUUGUGUCAAGGUUGACCGUCAUACCAAGACGAAGAAGUCAAUAUUCUGCAACCUGGAAAUCUUCCGUGUACGCGAGAAGGACUUCCCGGUUGAGGUUGUCGAGCUCAAAGACGCCGUCACUGAUUUCUCGUGGGAGCCAAAGGGAGAGCGGUUUGCACUCAUUUCAAGUAAUGACCCAAACUUGGGCAACCCCGGUCCUGGUGUGACCAUCAAGACGGACGUCAGCUUCUACCAGCUCGUCCGUGGAAAAGGCGACUUCAAACUCCUCCGCACGUUGCCCGGUCGGACAAGCAACACCGUCCGGUGGUCCCCUCGGGGACGUCAUGUUGUCCUUGCGACGAUCGGCUCAUCAAGCAAGUCAGAGCUGGAGUUCUGGGACCUCGACUUCAACUACGACGAUAUUGGCCGCCGAGACGGACCGUCGAAAGAAGAGUGGGGAAGUGGCAUCCAGCACCUGGGUACUGCCGACCACUAUGCCGUCACGGAUGCUGAGUGGGAUCCCAGUGGCCGUUAUCUGGCUACCAGUGCAAGUGCAUGGAGACAUACACUCGAGAACGGGUAUGCCGUCUGGGAUUUCCGAGGGCAGGAGCUCGAGAAGCACAUCCUCGACCGUUUCAAGCAGUUCCUCUGGCGCCCGCGUCCCCGCUCACUUCUCACCAAGGAGCAGCAGCGCCAGAUUCGCCGCAAUCUCAAGGAGUACAGCCGGCAGUUCGAGGAGGAGGAUGCAGCCGAGGAGAGCAAUAUCAGCGCAGAACUCAUCGCACAGCGCAAGCGGCUCGUCGACGAGUGGAACGCAUGGCGUGCGCGGGUCAAGGAGGAGGUUGCGGAGGAGCGCCGACAACGUGGCAAGACAGUCGACGUAGACAGCGAGAAAGAGCCCGAGGAGUCAAAGGAGGAGAUGGAGUUGUGGGUCGACGAGGUGAUCGAGGAAACAGAAGAGGAGGUAGCGGAGUAGAUCUGUUGUAUGUACCAUCCUCUGUUUAUGUGUAUCGACGUCUUUGCUUCUGUAUGCUUGCGUUCUCAGUGUCGGACUAUACGACACGUCUUCUGAA